AUGGCGGUCUACCCGACCAAGAUCUUUAGGGCUUUGUAUGACUCUUUGGGGGUGCAAGACAUUUGGAGAAGACGAAACCCAGCGGGUAGGGACUAUACUUGUACAUCGCGAGCAGAUAACUCACUCUCUCGUAUUGAUCUCUUCCUAACUUCUAACUCCUUAGAACUACUAGUUACUGAAGCCAAAAUUGCCAAUAUGACUGUCUCAGACCACGCCCCAAUUUUUCUGACUGUUGCACAUUCUCCCCAACCGACCAAUAAGAGGGUGUUUAGAUUCCCAACUCAUCUUAUAAAGUCUCCUGACUUUAUAAUGUAUAUGAAGAGGCAAUGGGAUGACUUCAUGAAUAACAAUCGAACACACAUAUCCUCCCCAACCCUCUUUUGGGAAACAGCUAAGGCAGUCCUUAGAGGCAACAUAAUUGCCUAUCUGUCUAAACAGAAACGUCUCCAGACUGCCAGGGAAGAACAUCAUAACACUCAGCUGACCAAUACAUACACCCAAUACUGUCAAUUCCCCACUCCGCAGAAUAGAACCUCCUACUUUAAGGCCAAAAAGGAGAGGGACACUUAUAUGCUACAGACCACUAUACAUAGAGAAAAUAGAAAUCAGGGCCUUUUCCUGAGGCAUGGUAACAGGGCUGGAAAUUUUUUGGCCUCCUUGGUCAAAAUUAAACAAGCAAAUAGAGGGGUGCCAGCCAUUAAAAGCCAGGGCCAAUUAACUAAUGAGACCUCUGCGAUAGUAACUGAAUUCACAAACUAUUACACCGACUUAUAUCAAUCUCAACCACCCCACAAGGAAGCACAUCAAUGGGUUUGGCAUAGCCUUUCACUUCCCACAAUUACAGAGGAUCAGUUAAACAGCCUCAAUGCCCCAAUCUCCCCAGUAGAGGUUACCCAGACUAUUAAAUCUCUUGCUCUGGGAAAAACACCAGGCCUGGAUGGGCUUCCUACUGAAUUUUAUAGGAUCCUCUCGGACCAAACUACCCCGGUUCUUACCACUUUAUUUGACCACAAUUUUACAGGGCGCAGUAUCCCUUCUACUAGCUUCUCUGCAGCUAAUAUUACAGUUAUUCACAAACAAAUGGUGCUGAAAUCCUUGAUGUACGAACAAUGUGACACUCUAUAUGAUGUUGACACUAGAAUAGCUCGCUUCAUCCUGAAAUGGAGACUCUUUCUGGAGUCGCUGGAUCUCCCCACUCAGAGGCAAAUCCUCUACCCUAUUAAAAACACGAUCUAUAUGCUGGAAGCGACUCUCAGAGGAGAAUGGAACAUCUGGUUGCUUUUUAUGCUGGUCAGAUGGUGUGACAGUUGGGACUCUGCAUUACUGGACACCAUCAGUGAGCUUGCAUGUAUUGUAGAUUUUAUGGAACCAAGAGAAGUUGUGUUAAUGAAACCAGUGCAGCUGAAAAUUAAAUCAAAAUUUGAAGACCAUAUAUUGGUCUUAACCAUUUGGAGAGCAUUCCUGCUCCAGCCAAUCCCUCCCCUUCGGGUGGAAAGUACCUUUAAUUAUUUGGAAAUCAGUGAUAUUGAAAUAAGAGACCAGAAUCUGGUGGUUAUUGAUACAGAUUCCUGUGUUUAUCCCUUUAAUUUUACAUCCCUGGAAGAUUUAGAACACGUCAUCCUUCAUGUUAUUACUUCAAUUAAAAAGGUGUUUCCAGACUCCUCUCCAGGAAAACUAAUAAGGAAAACAUGUCUAACUCUCUGGGACAAAUUCAGUCAGAUAGCAGAAUCUCUGGAAGAAUUUAUACAGAAUAAUCAAGGACCAUGCGGUGGUUUUUCCCAAACAUAUGCGGCUUUGUGCGACUACAAUGGGUUUAUUCUUCGGGAAGAAGUGCAAUGGGAUGUGGACAACAUUUAUCACAGUCAAGAUUGUAGAGAAUUCAGAUUAUUAGAUUUCAGUCACCUGGACACAAGUGAUGUUGCCCUGACAGUGGCUUCUUUAUCAUUCAACCAAUGGUUCACAAAACUUCAUUGCAAAGACUUUAAACUGAGACUUGAGAUUACAGAGCAAAUUUUAUACAUGAUCAGCCGGUCUUUAAAAUUAGAGGAACUUGUGCUGGAAAACUGUGGUCUAAAAUGUGACUUUGCCAUCAGGAUGGCUCAGGCUUUAGAUACCAAUUCUGGGUCUGUCUUACACACUAUAAACCUAUCUGGGAACCAAGUGGAAGACCGAGGAAUAAUUGCAUUCAGUCGACACUUUGAAAAGCAUCAUAAAGGAAUUAAAUAUCUCAACUUUUCCAAAACAUCAAUCACAUCAAAAGGAAUUGCAAGUUUAUUCCAAUCAUUUGCUUCCAAUGACACUUUCAGUAAUUCCCUCCUCCAUCUUGAUCUGUCUGGAAAUCCUGGGAUUCUUGCUACUGAAGAUUCCAAAAGUUUGUAUCAUUUUCUUGGCUGCUGCAAGUCAUUGAACCACCUGAAUCUGGCAGACACUGACUGCGCCUUAGAUUCUCUCUUUGAGUCCUUGAUUUAUUCCUGCUGCUCCAGCCUGGUGUACUUAAAUGUAUCUAGGAACAUUUAUUCACACAGAAAAGUUAAAGAUGUACGUCCUGCAAUUAUGCAAUUUUUUAGCAUGGCUUCUGCUCUCACAUAUCUAGACAUGGCUGGAACAAGACUUCCUGCAGAGGCAUUAAGAACAAUUUUUCAAGGACUGGCCAGUAACAACACAAUGAGAGAUCUUCAUUUGGAUCUGAGUGACUGUGAGCUCCGAUCAUUGGGGGCCCAAGUAAUCCAAGACAUGAUUGUGGAUGUGAAUCCUCUCUCCAGCCUGAAUAUUUCUGGGAAUGGGUUUGAUUCUGAAAUGGUAACACUGAUCCUAUCGAUAAGCAGAAGCAUAUCCUUAAAGCAUGUCUCAUUGGGAAGGAACUUCAAUUUAAAACCUGGCACCUCUUUGGCAGAUGUCCUUCAUCGUAUUGUACAGCUAAUUCAAGAUGAAGACUCACCUAUUCAGUCACUUUCAUUGGCUGACUCCAGACUGAAAUCAGGAACAAGCAUUCUCCUUAAUGCUCUGGGAAGCAACAGCAGCCUUACCAAGAUAGAUAUCAGCGGCAAUGCAAUAGGGGACACUGGAGCCAAACUGCUGGCCAAAGCUCUGCAAAUCAACAGCAAUCUCAGGACAGUUAUUUGGGACAGAAAUAAUACAACAGCCAGUGGAUUUCUGGAUGUUGCCCAUGCUUUAGAAAGGAAUUAUACUCUCUGUUCCAUGCCUUUCCCACUCAGUGAUGUAUCCCAAGCAUAUCGAAUGAAUCCUGUGAAAACAGAGGAGGCUUUACACAAGCUGCCAGCUGUUCAGUAA
Bombina bombina (fire-bellied toad) is the source of this 3291-nucleotide messenger RNA. RefSeq names its product capping protein, Arp2/3 and myosin-I linker protein 3-like. Gene Ontology annotation, molecular function: protein binding. Lineage: Eukaryota; Metazoa; Chordata; Amphibia; Anura; Bombinatoridae. Gene Ontology annotation, biological process: cell migration; regulation of Arp2/3 complex-mediated actin nucleation. The record is from RefSeq and is a predicted model, not a curated record. The transcript is spliced from 26 exons. Bases 1 to 3291 code for a protein of 1096 amino acids. Gene Ontology annotation, cellular component: lamellipodium; plasma membrane.